Messenger RNA from Pteropus alecto (black flying fox), 537 nucleotides. It is a transcript of the gene MYL2, whose product is annotated as myosin light chain 2. The coding region runs from base 37 to 537 and encodes 166 amino acids. Gene Ontology annotation, cellular component: cytoplasm; myofibril. Gene Ontology annotation, molecular function: calcium ion binding. The record is from RefSeq and is a predicted model, not a curated record. Lineage: Eukaryota; Metazoa; Chordata; Mammalia; Chiroptera; Pteropodidae. Gene Ontology annotation, biological process: muscle cell fate specification; cardiac muscle contraction; heart development. The transcript is spliced from 7 exons.
AUUCUCCUGAGGAACCAGUACUGCGUCCUAUUCACCAUGGCACCCAAGAAAGCCAAGAAGAGAGCAGAAGGCGCCAAUUCCAACGUGUUCACCAUGUUCGAACAGACCCAGAUCCAGGAAUUUAAGGAGGCCUUCACCAUCAUGGACCAGAAUAGGGAUGGCUUCAUCGACAAGAACGAUCUCCGGGACACCUUUGCUGCUCUCGGGCGUGUGAAUGUGAAAAAUGAGGAAAUCGAUGACAUGAUAAAGGAAGCUCCAGGUCCCAUUAACUUUACGGUGUUCCUAACGAUGUUUGGGGAGAAACUGAAGGGGGCAGACCCCGAGGAGACCAUUCUCAAUGCGUUCAAAGUGUUUGAUCCUGAAGGCAAAGGGGUGCUCAAGGCUGAUUACAUUAAGGAGAUGCUGACCACGCAGGCGGAGAGAUUUUCCAAGGAGGAGAUUGAUCAGAUGUUCGCCGCCUUCCCCCCCGACGUGACCGGCAACUUGGACUAUAAGAACCUGGUGCACAUCAUCACCCAUGGAGAAGAAAAGGACUGA